UCUUCAUGAUAUUCAAACGCGUAUUUUCAGGUUCCCUUUUGUCCAGUCCUUUCCCUUUCUUCCAUCUCCCUCCGAUCAGAUCCUCCUCAGCAUCACCUUCCAAUUCACCCAGCUAGGGUUUCAAAAUCGACCCCAAUUUCCCUCUUUUCCCCAAACCCAUCGAAACACGAUCAUCGUGUUGCUAAUCUAGGGUUUCCCCUUAAUCUUCGAACUUCGAUUGAUUCCCUGUAUAUGCAAUUCGGAAGAAGAAGAUGUAUAGCAAUUUCAAGGAGCAAGCAAUAGAGUACGUGAAGCAAGCGGUGCAGGAAGACAAUGCUGGAAACUACGCCAAAGCCUUCCCUCUCUACAUGAACGCUUUGGAGUAUUUCAAGACCCAUCUCAAGUACGAGAAGAAUCCUAAGAUCAAGGAAGCGAUUACGCAGAAAUUCACCGAGUAUUUGCGCCGCGCGGAGGAGAUCAGGGCUGUUCUAGAUGACGGAGGACCCGGCCCGGCUUCUAAUGGGGACGCUGCUGUGGCCACGCGGCCGAAGACGAAGCCGAAGGAUGGGGAAGGUGGAGAUGGGGAGGAUCCCGAGCAGGCGAAGCUCCGGGCCGGGUUGAACUCGGCGAUUAUAAGGGAGAAGCCGAAUGUGAAGUGGAAUGAUGUUGCUGGGUUGGAGAGUGCGAAGCAGGCGUUGCAGGAGGCUGUGAUCUUGCCUGUGAAGUUCCCUCAGUUUUUCACAGGUAAGCGAAGACCCUGGAGAGCAUUUUUAUUGUAUGGACCACCUGGAACAGGAAAAUCAUAUUUAGCCAAGGCAGUUGCAACAGAAGCUGACUCCACAUUUUUCAGUAUUUCUUCAUCAGACCUUGUUUCAAAGUGGAUGGGUGAGAGUGAAAAGCUGGUGUCAAACCUUUUCCAAAUGGCUCGAGAAAAUGCCCCUUCUAUCAUAUUUGUUGAUGAAAUAGAUUCCCUAUGUGGUCAGCGCGGAGAAGGCAAUGAGAGUGAAGCUUCAAGACGGAUUAAAACAGAACUUCUGGUGCAGAUGCAGGGUGUAGGAAACAAUGAUCAGAAAGUUCUUGUUCUUGCAGCAACAAACACACCCUAUGCUCUAGACCAGGCAAUAAGGCGUCGUUUUGAUAAGCGUAUAUAUAUUCCUCUACCAGAUUUGAAGGCCCGCCAACACAUGUUCAAGGUACAUCUCGGAGAUACCCCCCAUAACUUGAAUGAAAGUGAUUUUGAAUACUUGGCCAGCAGAACAGAGGGGUUUUCUGGUUCAGAUAUCUCUGUUUGUGUGAAGGAUGUUUUAUUUGAACCUGUCCGCAAAACCCAAGAUGCUAUGUUCUUCUUUAAGAAUCCUGAGGGUAUGUGGAUCCCAUGUGGACCAAAGCAACAGGGUGCAGUGCAAAUCACAAUGCAGGAUCUUGCUGCAAAAGGCCUUGCUUCUCAGAUCCUUCCACCCCCUAUAACGAGAACAGAUUUUGAAAAGGUACUGGCUAGACAAAGACCUACAGUAAGCAAAAAAGACCUUGAGGUUCAUGAGAGAUUCACUAAGGAGUUUGGAGAAGAAGGUUAACGACGAUGGAAUCACAUUGGCGUUAUAUUUUAUAGUUUGUAACUUAUUUAGCUGUUGGAUAGAGUGAAAUACAUCUUUUCCAUUUUGUUUUGGGGAUGUCAAGUUCCCUUGUGUAACGGAGUUGGAUUUAUAAAUGUGUAUACACUUUUUUCCUGAAAAUGUGGAUGCUCAUUUUGUUUCUCCUAAAUUGUGUAUAGCGGAAUUUGAAAUGAUUAGAAACAUAAAAAAUAACUUGUGUAA
This is a messenger RNA of Lotus japonicus, 1793 nucleotides long. Its product is annotated as protein SUPPRESSOR OF K(+) TRANSPORT GROWTH DEFECT 1. NCBI's taxonomy places the organism in Eukaryota, Viridiplantae, Streptophyta, Magnoliopsida, Fabales, Fabaceae. Gene Ontology annotation, molecular function: ATP hydrolysis activity; ATP binding. The coding region runs from base 252 to 1553 and encodes 433 amino acids. Gene Ontology annotation, biological process: vacuole organization; endosomal transport. The record is from RefSeq and is a predicted model, not a curated record. The transcript is spliced from 8 exons.